Geodia barretti is the source of this 879-nucleotide messenger RNA. Lineage: Eukaryota; Metazoa; Porifera; Demospongiae; Tetractinellida; Geodiidae. The record is from the annotation of a GenBank genome assembly.
AUGGCGCUUUCGUACCCGCAGUUUGAUGUCGUCGGCCUGACCACCACCGCCGGCAAUGUUCCGAUAGGCCCGGCCACCAGAAAUGCCCUGGCCAUCCUUGAAAGCGUCAGGCGGACUGACAUUCCGGUCGCCCGCGGGGCAACUCGACCGGUGCGCGGCCGGUAUGCCUACGCCCGCGAAGUUCACUCCGCAGAGGGGUUGACCCAUCCGCUGCCCCGUCCGACAACGCGCACUUCCGGUACUGGCGCCGUGCAAUUCCUGGCCGAUAUCCUGCAGGCCAACCCGGGCGCGGUCACCGUCAUCGCUCUCGGUCCCCUGACCAACCUGGCGCGACUGCACCGGAAGCGCCGAACGGUAUUGAGGUUGGCGAAACGCGUGCUCGUCAUGGGCGGCGCCGUGGGGACUCCGGGCAAUAUCACGCCGCACGCGGAGUUCAAUUUCUACAGUGAUCCCACGGCCGCCCGCUUGGUCCUCGAAUCGGGGGUACCAAUCACGUUGAUUGACAUGGCGCCGUGCCGGCAGGUCUUUUUGACUCGCGGCGACGUGCUGGGAGCGCGGGCCGCCUCCGCGGCCGGCUGGCUGGCCGAACGGUUGCUCGACGGGUGGUUCAAUCACGGCCCCGCGCGCGAACGGUUCUACAUGUACGAUCCUUUGACGAUGGUCGCGGCGGCGGACCCGAACGCCAUCAGGUUUCGAUCAGUUACGAUGACGGUUGACGAUUCUGAGACCACCGGCGACGAAGAACUCUGGGGUCGCUGCCGGGUGCUGAACGAUGCCGGGGGCCCGAUCAGCAUUGCGAAACCCGAUGGCGUCGACGUUGCGGCGUCGCUGCGACUGAUCCGCGAAUUGCUAGCGUGGCCGCAGCAAGAGGCGAACUGA